Molecule: messenger RNA, 168 nt
Organism: Coccidioides immitis RS
Lineage: Eukaryota; Fungi; Ascomycota; Eurotiomycetes; Onygenales; Onygenaceae
Exons: 2
Coding region: 1-168 (55 amino acids)
Source: RefSeq, a predicted model, not a curated record
AUGCAUGGCAUGAGUUUGGGCGGGCGGGCGAGGGAAGCUCCCCUGGCAGCGAUUGGUGGCGAGGUCGACGUUGCUCGCCGACCCGAUGCCGCUAUCAUCACGCUGCCGUCGCUGGCGAAUGGCCUCGUCGCCGGAGACACCGGCUGUUGUGGGCUGAUCUUAGCCUAA